This is a messenger RNA of Pungitius pungitius (ninespine stickleback), 7150 nucleotides long. Its product is annotated as hydrocephalus-inducing protein homolog. Bases 1288 to 2658 code for a protein of 456 amino acids. NCBI's taxonomy places the organism in Eukaryota, Metazoa, Chordata, Actinopteri, Perciformes, Gasterosteidae. Gene Ontology annotation, cellular component: axoneme. The transcript has 6 exons. Gene Ontology annotation, biological process: cilium movement; axonemal central apparatus assembly. The record is from RefSeq and is a predicted model, not a curated record.
GCAGUGUGAUCUUGUCCGACGUGAUCAACAAACCGGACUAGUUGUGUCUGACUCCCGAACCUCUUGCUUUAAUGCUUUUCACUUGGCUCCACAUUUGGAACAAACAUCUACUCAGACACAAGGAUGAACUCAAAAGAAUUUAUUGUCACAAAAACAUUUUUGGCCAUCAUUGGGGGCUUCAAAAGCCUAUUACUGCAAUUUCACACAAACAUCUAAUCAGAUCAAAUUAUUACCUAAAGCAUUAGACAUGUCAACCAUCUUUGAGGAACACCAUUUGUGCCACGACAGCAGUCGGCUCUCCUCUGAGCAGUUUUGCAAUGCUGAACGCAUUUACAUCCGGGACAAGAACACGUUCAUUUUCAACAAAGUCCUGGUGGGGCAAACAGCCCAGGCCCGCUUCAAAAUAACCAACAACAGCAAGGUGCCCUGUGUGCUCAGCUUGGCAAUUAAGUACAUUGGCUCUAAGACUUCUCGAAUUGCGGAUGUUUUUAAUUUGUCUGCUGCAACGCUGAGCAUCCCCAGGCAGUCACACUUAUUCGCUGUGGUCACCUUCACACCCCAGACGAUGUUGUGCUACAACGCUGUGUUUGAGGCCACAAUGGAGGUAACCAGCAGAAUGACACCCACAUUCAAGAAUAAGGUGCUGGAGUUCAACCUCAGGGGCGAGGGCAGUCUGCCCAGUGUAUGUGUGGUGCGUCCCGCUCUGAGGAACAGCAGAGGACGCCAAAUGCUUCAGUUCAGACGUGUGUUGGUAGGGCGUCGCAAAACACGGCCUCUGGUGCUGCUAAAUGACGGCAAUGCUCAGGUCCAGAUAGAUAUGUUGGAUUAACAUGGAGUGUUCACCCUCAAAGCGGCACCUGGCAACACAAGCAGCUUCAUCCACUCCACGCAGAUCGAGGCCUCCAAUGACUCAGGGCAUCAGCCGGUGCAACGAGUCAUGCUGAGCCUGAAUGUUCACCAGCAGGUGGAGUUUGAGGUCAGCUUCUGCUCUGACAAGCCUUUGAGUGUCAAGGCUAAGCUCUCACUGCAGGUAGAGGACAACCAGUACGGAAACACCAUGGGCCAGUUGUUCAAAGGAGCUCCAGAAUCGCAAGUAAAGAGAUAGAGGACACCUCAUAGGAAUUACAUUGGUGCCGUGACCCGGAUGAUGACUACGCCGGACCGGGCAGGUGUCUUCUCUCCGCUGCAUCAACUUGGAGCUGAGGUCCUUUGGUUUUGAAUGUCGGUCUCAUUUAGCUAAUAACUGCCAUAUUUCCUUAGGACUGAGUGGGUAUUUUGAUAGCAGGUAUGAGUUUUAAUGUCUUUGGUACAUCUGGCAUGACUCCUCUCAGUUUUGGCAGGGGGAGGGGGCUGCACAUCACACCGGUUCCCUUUUCAUUAGCUGACCAACAAGUCGGAGAUAGGACAGCUUUUGGUGAGGAUUUGGUACACAGUCCUUUCAGACGUGGGGGGGUAGUGACACCUCAGAAUCAGCCUACAGUUGAGUUACCUCCACCACAGUGCGCUAGUACAUCAGUUCCAGACCCUCUCUCGGAUAGUGGGAGAGUAGUUGACCAGAUGAGCACCAUUGUGCAACAGAUAGGGCAGCAGCUAGCUGAGAGCAUUAUGUCACAUCUCGACACGUCAAGACCCGCAGCCUCUGUACAUUCAAGUCAUGAGGAAACGACCCAACCAAAAGACUCCAGCCGCACACUGGAUCUUUCCCAAGUGCAGCUUGUAACUCAGAGAGGAGUCAAGGAUCCACCUGUAUUUCGAGGGGAGACUUCAGAUACACUAUCUGUCGACGAAUGGGAGGAUUCAAUGAAAAAUUACAUCAGAAAGAGUGGCAUUCGGGUUGAAAAUCAGGCUGAGGAAAUUCUCAUGCACCUAAGAGGCAGAGCCAAGGACGUUGUGAGAUUUGGAAUAAGAAACGGUGAAGUUGAUGUCCAACAUAACCCACAGGCCAUCUACGGGCUCCUUUGUAGACACUUCAGUACGAGCCAUUGCUCUUCUGUGCCAUUGGCUGACUUUUACUCCACCAUACCGAAACAACAGGAAGAUCCAUAUGAGUAUUGGCUUAGACUGAACCGAGCCGCUGAUGUUGCUGCAAGUUGUCUUGAGGAGCAGGGAAAGAUGUUUGACGGCCCCAGCAUUGAAGUCACACGGAUGUUCAUUAGACACUGCCCCAGUAAAGAUCUAGCACUUACUUUUAGGUCCAAGACAAUUGAUAGAUGGUCAGCUCGUGAGGUUCAGGAAGUGUUAGAUGAAUACCAUCUGGAGAAGGGAUUUAGGUCUUCUGCAGAGGGGGUUAGCAGAAUCGACAUAAAUAGAGUUGAGGUUGGCAAUAUUGUAACUUCAGUCCCAGACAUUCCUGGACAGAAGACGGCUGUGGAUCAAGAGAACUCUACUCUGGAGAGGUUAGUUGGAAUGCUAGAGAAGGUGUUGCUCCAGGGCCCGGGUUAUACUCAGGUCAACAAAAAGCCACAUUCCAGCAACAGACUCCCGAAAGUUGAGGGGUUAAAUGAGAUACCGUGUUCCAUAUGUAAUGACGCUUCUCACUCUGCCCUCACCCAUUGCCGAGAGAACAGGCUCUGUUUCCUGUGUCACUUACCUGGCCAUCCAAGACGCACCUGCCUGGAAGGAAGACGUCAUUCUGGGAAUGGUCAGCAGGGAAACUAAAUGAUCUGUGUGCAGGGGAGGACAGCGCAGAUCGAGUGAGUGAACCUCCCACCUUGGAUUUGACAGACAUUGAUGAUUACGAAACAUUGUGCCACACCUACCGUAAUGUAGUUGCAUCUCAAAAAACACUAAUUGUGCAACGCUUGCAAAGACUCUCGAAGACUGAUAGUCUAUUCUACACAGAUGUGACAGCUGAUGGUGGACAUACUCUCAGAGCAUUGAUAGAUAGUGGAUCUAUGGCAUGCACUAUAAGCGAGACAGCCGCCGCAAAACUUUCACAGUCCAUCCCCGAUAUGGUAAAGAAGUCAGCUGAGGACUUUGUCAUUGUUGGAUGUGGGGGCCACCUUGUCACACCUUCUGCCAUGUAUGACUUUGCUGCAUCAGUUUACGGCUAUAAAGUAAUAAUUCCUGUUCUCGUUGUACCAGGACAAACUGAUGAGAUGAUUCUAGGUAGCAAUGCCAUCAAGUGGCUCAUACCCCGGAUGGAAGAAACUGUUACUGGCCAAAACAUCACAUCUCCGGAGAACAAUGCUCGAGAUGAUAUGCUGCCCCAUUUGACAUCCCUGCUGUCUUACUCGGAUGGAUGGAAAGGUGAAGCUGUGCCAAACAGGAUAGGCACGGCCAAACUCAAAAGAUGUGUCACUCUAAAGCCGAUGUCUGAACAUCUUGUGUGGGCUAAACUUCCUGCAUCUGACAUCUCUGCGGUGGGAAGGGCGGUUGUCAUAGAACCCACCCAGUCAAAAGCCAGGCCUGCACAGAUUUUAGUGGGAAGAGUUGUUACCUCCUUAUGGGGAGAUGGCUGGGUUCCAGUCAAGAUAUUAAAUCCCACAGAGAAGCACCUCACCAUUAAAAGAAAUGCAAAAGUUGCAGAUGUGUCCCCCUGUCUCUCUGUACAGGACCUACCUGAACCAGAUCGCGUCCAAUCCAAUGUGCAAUGCAUACAGAGCUCACCACCUGCACCAAGGUCAGAAGAGGAGAUAUCACGCAUCCUGAGUGGCAUGGGGCUGCAGGAUGUGGACCUUUCGUCUUGUGAAGUUUCCCUCAAGUGGAAGGAUAAGCUCCUGCAGCUCAUUGAGCAGUAUGAAUCCAGCUUUUCAAGGCAUAAGAUGGACUGUAGUGAGGCGGCAGAUUUUGUCCACAGAAUCCGUUUGGUGGAUGACAAGCCCUUCAGAUUCCCAUACAGGAGAGUCCCACCGUGCCAUUAUGACAAGCUUCGGACUGCUCUUAAUGAGAUGGAGGAGUUGGGGAUAAUACGUAAGUCUCAGAGCGAGCAUUCUUCUCCUCUCGUCCUGGUUGCCAAGCCGUCUGGCGAUCUCCGCAUAUGCAAUGACUUCAGGUGGUUGAAUGCAAGAACAGUGAAAGAUGCACACCCAUUACCUCAUCAGACGGACUCCCUUGCUGCACUUGGUGGCAAUGUGUUCUUCUCCACAAUGGACCUCACAUCAGGCUUCUACAAUGUCAGGCUGCAUGAGGACGACAAGAAAUACACAGCGUUUUCUUCCCCAUUUGGUCUCCAUGAAUAUAACAGGAUGCCCCAAGGCCUCACAAACAGUCCUGCCACCUUUAUGAGAAUGAUGAUGUCAAUCUUUGGCGAUGAGAACUUUACAAGCCUGUUAUGCUACCUGGAUGAUCUUAUGGUCUUUGCUCCAUCUGAACAGGUUGCUCUGGAGCGCCUGCAAAUGGUGUUCUCACGCCUGGCUGCAAACAACUUGAAGCUCUCGCCUAAAAAGUGCCAUUUUCUUCGCCGAUCUGUCAAGUUUUUGGGACACAUCAUAAGUGGAGAUGGUGUUCGGACAGAUCCCAGUAAGGUACAGGCUAUAAAUGAUGUGCAGGAAGCUGACCUGAUGGAAGCUGAUGAGAAAACACCUUGUGCGAAGAAGAUCCGAUCUUUCUUGGGAAUGGUUCUCUACUACCAUCAUUUUAUUGAGGGAUGUUCAGCUAAAGCUAAGCCGCUGUUCAACCUUGUGGCUGAACCUGCGACACCACACAAAAGAGGGAGAUGUCAUAAACCAAAAUUCAAAAAAGGCAGAGUUAAACUGUCCCCAACGGACUGGACUGAUGAGUGUAGGGAAGCAUUCAGAAUUCUGAAACACGAGCUUGUGCACAGUGUUGCGUUGGCCCAUCCAGAUUUUGGUGCACCAUUCAUCCUCGCUAUUGACGCCUCCUUUGAUGGCCUAGGAGCUGUACUCUCCCAGUUGCCUCCUGAUGGAGAAGUUGCCAGACCUGUGGCGUUUGCAAGCAAGACACUGUCAUAUUCCCAGCUGAACUAUCCAGCACAUCUGCUGGAAUUUCUUGCUCUUAAAUGGGCAGUUUGCGACAAAUUUAGCCACUGGCUGAAAGGGCGGUGUUUUACUGUCUGGACAGAUAAUAAUCCAUUAACCUACAUCUUGACUAAGCCUAGGUUAGAUGCAUGUGAACAAAGAUGGGUUUCCAAACUUGCAGCAUACAAUUUUGACCUGAACUAUGUCCCUGGUACAAAGAAUGUGGUUGCCGAUGCACUGAGUAGGGAGCCCUUUGUCCGGUCAUGCAUAAGCCACCGUCUUGUAACCGAACCGUAUGCAUUGUUAUUGAACCAUGUGAAUGGAAUGUUGGAUAGGACAGUACAAGAUGCAUUCAGAUGUACUACUAACUGUCAGUUGGUUGUUGACCACUCCGAGGAGCAAGUGGCGGUCACUACACCUUCUCCGCAGGGGUCCCUUUCUUCACGUGAUGUCUCAGCUGUGUUGGAUGCACACGACUCUGGAGGUGUCAGUCAAAUGAGAGGCACUGAACCGGCUAUUCUUCAGCUUGCCGAUGUUGAUCAGAUUGAUUCUUUACCGAAGAGUGAACUGGUCAAUCUGCAAGAGCAAGAUGAUGUCUUGAGCAGGGUUUUCUUUUACGUUCAGCGUCACAGGAGGCCCUCUAGGCGUGAACGUGCUGGUGAGUCUCGGGCGGUAAUGAAACUGUUGAGACAAUGGUCUAAGCUUUCCAUAAAGAAUGGCAUGUUGUAUAAGGUAAAGAAAGACAGACAAAUGAACAUGACAAUUCACCAGAUUGUUGUUCCAGACUCCCUGAAACUCCAAGUCCUCCGUGGCCUCCACGACUCAUCAGGUCAUCAAGGGCAGGCGCGCACGCUCUCUCUCACCAGGCAGAGGUUCUUUUGGAUAGGGAUGGAACGUGACAUCAUCAACCAUGUGCGAAACUGCUUUCGCUGUAUGGUUGGAAAGACCCCGGAGCCUAACAUCCGUGUUCCACUUGAAAGCAUUAUCACCUCGGAACCAAUGGAACUAGUAUGUAUUGACUUUUGGACAGCUGAGCAGACUGACAAAAAGAGUGUGGAUGUUUUGGUUGUCACAGAUCACUUCUCCAAACUGUCGCAUGCAUUUCCUUGCAAAAAUCAAUCAGCAAAGCAAGUUGCCCGUCGUCUCUGGGAUGACUUUUUCUGCAUCUAUGGUUUCCCUAAACGCAUCCAUUCAGAUCAAGGGGCUAAUUUUGAGAGUCACCUCAUCAAAGAGCUGAUGGAGAUGGCUGGCAUUCAAAAAUCACAUACCACCCCGUACCAUCCCAUGGGGAAUGGAGUUGUCGAGCGAUACAACAGGACCCUUGGGAACAUGAUAAGAGCUCUGCCACCUCAGUCCAAAGCCAAGUGGCCUCAAAUGCUUCAGAUGUUGACAUUCUGCUACAACUGCACCGAGCAUGAGACAACGGGUUUUGCGCCUUUCUUUCUAAUGUUUGGGAGAAUUCCACGUCUGCCUGUCGAUGUUAUGUUCCAGCAUGCUCUCCCUAACGGGGCUGUUGUUGGCCACAAUGAGUUUGUUGCUCGCUUGAAGCGGGACCUGUCUGAAGCUGCACGCAUUGCCCGGCUGAACAGUCGGACAGAACAGGCUCGUCAGGCAAAGAACUACAACCGCAAGGCAAAAGGGUCACCGCUCACUAUAGGUGACAGAGUGCUGCUUGCAAAUCGCGGUGAGAGAGGCAAGAAGAAAAUUGCAGACAAAUGGGAGUCUACAGUCUAUGAAGUGACGUCUGGGAGGCCUGAAAUCAAUGUGUACAGCAUCAGAGAUCCUGUGACAGCAAAGGAAAAAGUUGUUCAUAGAAACCUCCUUCUGCCUGUUAGUUUUCUCCCUGUGGGAGAUGACGACGCCUUGGAGUCAUGCUGCCCUUCAGUGGCUGGAGGUGGACAAUGUGCCCCAGUGGUCCCUGAUGAUGUACAGGACAGUGUGACGAAGACAAUUGACUGGCUCCAGCAAAUGGAUGAGGAGAGUGAUGAGGACACUACAGCCAGCCAAACGGAUGUUGUGAGUGCUUCACCCUCGGAGACUGGAGUGAGUAUUGCCCCACGCGCUGUGUGUGAGGUUUUGGAUACCUCGGAUCCUCCGCUACAAGCUCUACAGUUGCCUUCCCCUGAAACUUCUAGUGGAUGUGUGGUGUCUCAGGAUGCCUCCUGCCAGCCCUCUGCGGUGGAAGCUCCUAAUUUGGUCUCCCCUGACCGGGCGAAUGAGACACUGUUAGA